AUGUCGAAUGUGGACGAUUUGUUUAGUGUGUUCGAAGAGGAGAAAGACGACGACAAUGGACCCGUGCCGGUAGUUUUGACCGAAACAACGACGACGUCGUCCGUAAAUGAUUCGAAUAACGAUGAUAUCGCCAUGAAAGGAGAGUUGGCACCGACGGGUACCAAGCGCGACCUGGAAGUGGUCGAAGUCGAAAGCGACGAGGAACAAGUAUCGAAAAAAACAAAGGUGGAAUCGAUACUGGACGAUAUAAAUCUGGACAACAUUGAGAGUCGCAUCAAGGUACACACGAUACAGUCACCGGAAGCUUGUACGCAUGAGGUGGCUGUGUAUCCGGAUCAAAAAUAUAUGCCACUAGCACCGGCCACGGGCAAACCAGCGAAAGAGUACGCAUUCGUGUUGGAUCCAUUCCAGAAGGAGGCAAUUCUGUGCAUCGAAAACAAUCAGUCCGUUCUCGUGUCCGCACAUACGUCCGCCGGAAAAACGGUGGUGGCUGAAUAUGCCAUUGCGAAAUCACUCGCAGACAAACAGCGCGUUAUCUACACCACUCCGAUUAAGGCACUUUCCAAUCAGAAGUAUCGUGAAUUUCACGAAGAGUUUAAGGAUGUCGGUCUGGUAACGGGCGAUGUGACGAUCAACCCGAGUGCCUCAUGUUUAAUAAUGACCACAGAAAUUCUAAGGAACAUGCUGUACCGUGGAUCGGAGAUAAUGCGCGAGGUUGGAUGGGUUGUGUUCGAUGAGAUUCAUUACAUGCGCGACAAAGAACGUGGUGUAGUGUGGGAGGAAACGUUGAUUCUGUUACCGGACAAUGUGCACUACGUGUUCCUGUCAGCUACAAUACCUAACGCGCGCCAGUUUGCAGAAUGGGUGUGCCAUCUGCACAAACAACCCUGCCAUGUGGUGUAUACCGAUUAUCGACCCACCCCACUUCAGCAUUACCUGUUUCCGGCCGGUGGUGACGGGAUUCACCUGGUGGUGGAUGAACGUGGUCAAUUUAAGGAGGACAACUUCAACACGGCCAUGAACGUGCUGCAGUCGGCUGGAGAGGCUGCGAAGGGUGAUCAGAAGGGUAAGAAGGGUGGUCUAAAAGCGUCCAAUGCGGGUGAAACGAACAUCUUCAAGAUUGUGAAGAUGAUAAUGGAGCGAAACUUUGCACCGGUCAUCAUAUUCUCCUUCAGCAAGAAGGACUGCGAGGUGUACGCGAUGCAGAUGGCAAAGCUUGACUUUAACUCGACGAUGGAGAAAAAGCUCGUCGAUGAAGUGUUCAACAAUGCGAUGGAUGUGCUGACGGAGGAGGAUCGUCAGUUGCCACAGGUUGAGAACGUGUUACCCUUGCUGCGUCGUGGCAUCGGUAUACAUCACGGUGGACUGCUACCCAUUUUGAAGGAAACGAUCGAGAUUCUGUUCGGCGAGGGGUUGAUCAAGGCACUGUUUGCUACGGAAACGUUUGCAAUGGGAUUGAACAUGCCUGCGCGAACCGUUCUAUUUACCGGACCGCGUAAAUUUGAUGGAAAAAACUUCCGUUGGGUAACGUCCGGCGAGUACAUUCAAAUGUCGGGUCGGGCCGGUCGGCGUGGUUUGGACGACAAGGGUAUCGUUAUUCUGAUGAUCGACGAAGCCGUUUCACCGACGGUUGGAAAGGAAAUUGUACAGGGCAAACCGGAUCCGAUCAAUUCCGCAUUUCAUCUAACGUACAAUAUGGUGCUGAACUUGCUGCGCGUGGAGGAGAUCAAUCCCGAGUACAUGCUGGAACGGUCGUUCUUCCAGUUUCAGAACCAAUCGUCCAUACCGGAAAUUUACAAGCGCGUGCAACAGAAACAGAAGCAGCUGCAAGGGGUGGAGAUUAAGGAUGAACAGUCGAUCGCAUCGUACCAUCACAUUCGUGCGCAGCUGGACCGGCUUGGGCAAGAAUUCCGGGAGUACAUUACGCGCCCAGUAUAUCUGGUACCGUUCCUGCAACCGGGUCGUAUGAUCAAGAUCCAAUCGGAUGCGGGCGAGUUCGAAUGGGGCAUCAUAGUGAACUUCAAGAAGGAAAAUGCCGAUUCGAAGCAAAACCCACUCAAGACGGAGCAGAAGGUUGUUAUCGAUGUGUUGCUUCACGUUGCCGAUGGGUUCGAGAAGGAGGGCAUCCCCAAACCUUGCCCACCGGGAAAGCGUGGCUCGGUAGAGGUAGUUCCCGUGCUGCACAAGCUCGUGUCACGCAUCAGCUCGCUGCGUGUCUACUAUCCGAACGAUCUACGCCCAUCGGAUAAUCGUCGAUCGGUGUUAAAAACGAUCGAGGAAGUAAAGAAGCGUUUCCCUCAGGGUCCACCACUGCUGAAUCCGAUGACCGAUAUGCACAUCCAGGAGAAGCCAUUUCAGGGCAUUGUGGAGAUGAUUGAUAAGUUUGAGAAGCGUCUGUUUGCUCACCCGCUGCAUGAAUCGUCCGAUCUGGAGCGUGUGUACGCCCAGUACAUGAAUAAGCUAGAGCUGGAGAAUGAGUUGCGAAACGAAAAGAACGCACUACGGGAAGCACGCAGUCUGCUGCAGAUGAGCGAAUUGAAACACAGGAAAAGAGUGCUUCGACGAUUGGGUUACUGCACUACGGCCGAUGUGAUCGAGUUCAAGGGCAGAGUGGCAUGCGAACUGAGCUGUGCCGAUGAAUUGCUCAUCACGGAGAUGGUGUUUAACGGAACGUUUACCGAACUGACGCCGGCGCAAUCGUGCGCCUUGUUGAGCUGUUUCGUGUGCGAUGAGAAAAGCAGUGAAAUGCCGGCUGCAACGGAGGAACUAUCCGGACCGUUGCGUCAGAUGCAGGAUUUAGCCCGACGGAUAGCGAAGGUAUCGAACGAGUGUAAGGUGGAAGUUGAUGAGGAGCGGUACGUGGAGUCGUUCAAACCGUUCCUGAUGGAUGUGGUGUUGAGCUGGUGCAAGGGCGCCUCGUUUGCGCAGCUCUGCAAGAUGACGGACAUUUUCGAGGGUUCCAUUAUUCGGUGCAUGCGUCGUUUGGAGGAAUUGUUGCGGCAGAUGGUGCAAGCAUCGAAGACGAUCGGAAACACGGAUCUGGAGAAUAAGUUCGCCGAAGCGAUUCGGUUGCUAAAGCGUGAUAUCGUGUUCGCGGCUUCGCUCUACCUGUAG
Molecule: messenger RNA, 3114 nt
Organism: Anopheles marshallii
Lineage: Eukaryota; Metazoa; Arthropoda; Insecta; Diptera; Culicidae
Gene: Mtr4
Product: exosome RNA helicase MTR4
Exons: 3
Coding region: 1-3114 (1037 amino acids)
Biological process (GO): RNA catabolic process; maturation of 5.8S rRNA
Cellular component (GO): nucleus
Molecular function (GO): RNA binding; ATP binding; RNA helicase activity
Source: RefSeq, a predicted model, not a curated record